AUGACAAAUGUGUAUAUGCUGAAUGAAAUAAAUGGUGAGGUAGCUCUGUCUGACAAUAAACUUGGAGAUUUGCCAUCUAAUCAAUAUCUGCCCAGCCGAAUAGAGCUUAAAAACCAACUUACCUGUACAAAGCAUAACUUAGAUAUUGCUUUGAGCUUGGGUAUUCAGCUUGUAGAAGAAUUAGAGCAAGAUGUUUCUUUAGCACAGAAGAAGUUAACAGAAAUGGAUUCUUUCAAAUUCACAACUCAAAGAGUAUUGAUAGAGAAAGACACCCUUCUUCAAGAAGCAGUCCUAAAUAAAGCUUAUUUGGCUGAUCAGAUCCCAAAAACAUCUAGCGAAUCUGAAGUGGCUGGAGGGGUCUUAGAGGGACCAGAUGUUAGUGAACAGAAGAAAGGUAAUGAUAAUGCUAGCUCUGAAACCACCUGGGGUUUCUAUAGAGACUACUUUUUAAAGAAUUCAAAGACAGAAAUACCUUCUAUGAAACUUCAUCUUUUGGAUAUAGAUGAAGUCACAAAACAUGAAUUAUUCCGAAAUAUUGGCUAUCUGGCAAUGACAUGGCCUUUUAGCAUGUUAAUUACUGAAAGAAGUAGUAUAGAUAAGACUAAUUUACUUGUGAAUCUUGUUCUUGGUGAUAAGGAUAAAUAUGUGCAAAGAGGGAAAAAAGACUCAAAAGUGCCUUACUAUGAGGAUAUUAGUUUUAGUUACAUUCCUUCUAAAAGAAUUCUUAAUACAAGAACUUUUUCAUCAAAAAGAAGCAAAUUAAUUAUUAUUGAGGAUCUAUGUUUAGAUUCAGAUAGGCUAGAGAAUGAUCCUCUUGCCAUUCAACUAAGGUUUGACAUACUAUUGAAUCUACAAAAAGAAAUAGAUGCAAAGCAAAAGCACAAAGAAAAAAAUGCCUCAGCUAAUUCAUAA
Molecule: messenger RNA, 912 nt
Organism: Cetraspora pellucida
Lineage: Eukaryota; Fungi; Glomeromycota; Glomeromycetes; Diversisporales; Gigasporaceae
Source: the annotation of a GenBank genome assembly